Ostreobium quekettii is the source of this 390-nucleotide messenger RNA. NCBI's taxonomy places the organism in Eukaryota, Viridiplantae, Chlorophyta, Ulvophyceae, Bryopsidales, Ostreobiaceae. The record is from the annotation of a GenBank genome assembly.
AUGGACACGUUGGCAAACGAGCUGAGGAUUGUGGAGGCAGCAGGGCUGCACAAGAACUUGGUCCACUGCUAUGGCGGAUGCCUGGAAGGGCCCAAUGUCUUCAUUGUGGAGGAGCUGAUGAACAAGACCUUGCACAACUUGGUGUACUCCAACGAGUGGGGUCCUCUGCGAAUGCCGUUGCGUCAGAUUCUGAGGCUAGCGGUGGAUUGCACUGCGGGCCUUUGCCAACUGCGCCCAAAGAUUAUGCACAGGAACCUCAGGCCGCAGGCUCGUUUUGUGGCUGGGAUAUUCCUUGGACUUCUUUCCAUGCAUGGGGUCAUUCACACUCUGAUCCACAGAAUUGUGUCACGUACUGCUUUUUGUGAUAGGGCAGCCCAGUUGUGCAAGUAA